CUUCAUUUCAUCUUUAGUUCUAUAUUUCAUUUAAGUCUUUACUAAAACAACAUAUACUAUCCUAUUUUCCAACAUUUAUUCUUUUUUGUUGUCCUCAAUUCGUUCUUUUGAAUCUUUUAUAUAUUAUUUUUUAAUCUAAUAUUAAAAAGAAAAUAGACAUGUCUUUAAUCAUGUCUUGAUCCAUUCUUGGUUGUCAUAUGAUGGUGAUGGCCAUGGAUUGGCUUGAUUUUGGUUCAUGUGAAUUCAGCCUUUUCUGUAUUUCCUUCCCAUGCAUGAUCAUCACUUUCUCGUUCUUUGUUUAAAUUUUGUUGUCUUUUUCAAUCCUGGAUCUUGCUCGAAAUUCAAGUUCCUUUUGUCUCUACUUGCAGAUUCCACAGCAAGAUUGUGAUAUCCAAGUGACCUUUUUGAUGUCUUCUCAACUCUAGAUGCCUGUAAUUCCCAAGGUUGUAGUGAAUAUAAGACUCGGUAUGUGCUAAACCCGUCGUUAAAUUCUCCUAUUCAAUGAGGUUGGUUAUGAGAAGGAUGUAAAAUUUUGUGAAUUAUAAAUGGACUUGUCCUCUACCCGUAAGCUUUCGAGGUUAUUCGGCUGCUUUUUCACUCCUUUAACAUGCAAAUGUUGCCUUGCUUUGGUCACUAUUGCUCUGUUUUUUAGAGCUAUCUUUCUUCAUUCAUUUUCUGGCUACGGUGUGAUCAAAUCGAAUAACCUACGCUUGAUUCUAAGCCCCUCUGUACACUUGGAAUCUCAUGAAGGGAUUCGUGGAGAUAAGUUCUUGGAAGUUCCUCAAAUUGUGUGGGGACUAAACAAUCAGAAGAUAGCAUUUGCAAGAGCUUGUCUAACAGCUAGAAUGUUGAACCGAACUCUUUUGAUGCCUAGCUUAAGUGGUUCACUUUUCUACAAGGAAAUUGACCUCUUGCACCCUAUUUCCUUUGAUCAAGUCUUCCAAUAUGAAAGGUUUAAUUCACUUUGUAACCGGUUUGUACGGUUGGGUCGUUACUCGGACCUUGGGAAUCAAACAGGAAAAUAUGAUCUCCGAAAGGGAAGUGGAAGAAAGUGGACAGUUGAGAGAGACCUGGAGCAGCUGAAGCAAAGCAGCCGAGGUCCUAUUGAUAAGUACCAAGUGAUUAGUAUAGCUGGAAAGAAUCCGUUUCUUUGGCAUGAUCAUUGGCCCGUUAAGGACUAUGCAAGGGUCUUUGAGUGCCUUGUGUUGGUUGAUGAGAUUGCUAAAGAAGCAGAUAAAGUUGUGUCCAAGAUUAGGCGGAUUGGAAGAAAGCUUAGGAGCAAAACCAAUUUCGGAGCAGAGGGUUCUUCACUGUCACAUGCUCCUUAUGUAGCCAUCCAUAUGAGGGUAGAAAUAGACUGGAUGAUUCAUUGUAAGAAGUUGGAGCAACGGUCAAGGAUAAGCCAAAUUUGUAGUAGCAAGCAAGAGAUUAUGGAACGAGUGGGAAAUAUUGUGGGCUUAGAAUCUACGGCCAUUGUUUAUCUCGCGGUUGCCGAUAGCCUCCUUAAUGAUUCUUCAAUAUUGGAUAGUUGGAAAGGAGGGUUGGUUCCUUUCGAGAAGAAGAAAUUAGGGGUAGAUGGAAUUUACAAGAAGCAUCCAUAUCUGAUUCAGUCAGCAAUCGACUAUGAGGUGUGCUCAAGAGCUGAUACAUUUGUAGGCAACAGCUUUUCCACUUUUUCUAGCCUCAUUGUUCUUGAGAGAACACAAAGGGUGAUUAGAAUGGGCAUCACAAGCUCAUGUGGCAUUGAUGUUCGAUGGCCAUCUUAUGCAUAUAAUAUACCAGGGGAAUCAAAUGGUCCGCAGAAGUGGAUGACUAAUAUGUCUGAUUCAAAUCUCAAGGCAAUUAGUUAUGGUUCUAAUGCCAUCUCAUGUUGAAGUUUAUCUAAGUUGUGGCCUGCGGGUGUUAUCAUCACUGCAGGUUCACCAUUUUUAACCCACUUCAUCCUUCAGGUUGCAUAUCAAGAAUAGCAAUAGGAGAGAAUAUCAAGAUACAGUUGAAUACUGAGAUAGGUAGUCUUUUAUCUUUUUACAUUUUCAUAGACUAUAUUUCAUUACGAAGCCAUUGUCCUCUUAGUUCAUGUUUUAAUCAAACUUAAUGAUCUUCACCCUCAACUAAUAGAUAAAA
Molecule: messenger RNA, 2124 nt
Organism: Gossypium arboreum
Lineage: Eukaryota; Viridiplantae; Streptophyta; Magnoliopsida; Malvales; Malvaceae
Product: O-fucosyltransferase 23-like
Exons: 2
Coding region: 546-1874 (442 amino acids)
Biological process (GO): pollen-pistil interaction
Source: RefSeq, a predicted model, not a curated record